Molecule: messenger RNA, 357 nt
Organism: Blumeria graminis f. sp. triticale
Lineage: Eukaryota; Fungi; Ascomycota; Leotiomycetes; Helotiales; Erysiphaceae
Source: the annotation of a GenBank genome assembly
AUGAAAAUCUUCAGCGUCGUGUCAUUGACGGCUAUUCUGAGUCAUCUGACACCUUCAAUUGAAGCUGUUUCUUCGAAUUAUAAGUGUGAUCGCUUGGUCCUUGGUGGGGAUAUCAUAGAUCGUCAAAUUGAAAAAACAUUUCCUAUUUAUCAAGGAAAUGUUCAUCCAGGAUACGAGCCCCAUCAUGUAUUUUCCACAGUAAAUUUCUUCGUUUAUUACAACUUCGGCAAAGUCCAAUUCGCAGUAGAAUUCUCGGUCCAAAAGAAACCUCUUUCGGUUAAAGUUAAAUUUAAUGAAAACGAGUAUACUUGUGAACCAACAACUGAGGAAGCAGAUGUUCAUCAGGGCAUGACUUAG